Messenger RNA from Trichoplax adhaerens, 396 nucleotides. RefSeq lists its product as uncharacterized. Bases 1 to 396 code for a protein of 131 amino acids. The record is from RefSeq and is a predicted model, not a curated record. Gene Ontology annotation, molecular function: mRNA binding; snRNA binding. The transcript is spliced from 4 exons. NCBI's taxonomy places the organism in Eukaryota, Metazoa, Placozoa, Uniplacotomia, Trichoplacea, Trichoplacidae. Gene Ontology annotation, biological process: mRNA splicing, via spliceosome. Gene Ontology annotation, cellular component: U12-type spliceosomal complex; precatalytic spliceosome.
AUGGCAGAAGAUAAUACAUUCGAUAACUGGGUAUCAUUAUUCUCUCAUCGCGGGAGUUAUGACCCUCUUCGGGCUGGCAGCAUCGAUGGAACUGACUCUCUGGCCCAUGAUAGGGCUGUUAUUCGAGCCAUGACUUCAAGAUAUAAACCCAAUACCUUGGUAGCAACUGAUCCAAACAGAACACUCUUUAUUGGAAGGUUAAACCCCAAAACAACAGAAGGUAAGGACGCGAAUAAGAUGAUGAUAGAUUCUAGUGAAAUAAUUGUCGAGCAUGAAUAUGAGAGAAAAUUAAAAGGAUGGAUUCCUAGAAGAUUAGGAGGUGGAAUCGGCGGUAAGAAAGAAUCUGGGCAACUACGUUUUGGUGGAAGAGAUAGACCUUUCAGGAGACCAAUGUAA